This is a messenger RNA of Budorcas taxicolor (takin), 438 nucleotides long. RefSeq names its product phospholipase A2 group IB (gene PLA2G1B). The transcript is spliced from 4 exons. Gene Ontology annotation, molecular function: calcium ion binding; phospholipid binding; signaling receptor binding. The record is from RefSeq and is a predicted model, not a curated record. The coding region runs from base 1 to 438 and encodes 145 amino acids. Gene Ontology annotation, biological process: arachidonate secretion; lipid catabolic process; positive regulation of fibroblast proliferation. Lineage: Eukaryota; Metazoa; Chordata; Mammalia; Artiodactyla; Bovidae.
AUGAGACUCCUGGUGUUGGCUGCUCUGCUCACAGUGGGCGCUGGCCAGGCCGGCCUCAACUCGAGGGCGUUAUGGCAGUUCAACGGCAUGAUCAAGUGCAAGAUCCCCAGCAGUGAGCCACUGCUGGAUUUCAACAACUAUGGCUGCUAUUGUGGCCUGGGUGGAUCAGGGACCCCUGUGGAUGAUCUGGACAGGUGCUGCCAGACACAUGACAACUGCUACAAACAAGCCAAGAAACUGGACAGCUGUAAAGUCCUCGUGGACAAUCCCUACACCAACAGCUACUCAUACUCAUGUUCUAACAAACAGAUCACCUGCAGCAGCGAAAACAAUGCCUGUGAGGCCUUCAUCUGCAACUGUGACCGUAAUGCCGCCAUCUGCUUCUCAGAGGUGCCAUACAACAACGAGCACAAGAACCUGGACAAGAAGUACUGCUAG